Messenger RNA from Daldinia decipiens, 1361 nucleotides. RefSeq lists its product as uncharacterized. The transcript is spliced from 4 exons. The record is from RefSeq and is a predicted model, not a curated record. The coding region runs from base 267 to 1262 and encodes 331 amino acids. NCBI's taxonomy places the organism in Eukaryota, Fungi, Ascomycota, Sordariomycetes, Xylariales, Hypoxylaceae.
AGGCUCGGAUCCUAUCCUACGGGGUAACGAUAGACUAUAUUAUAGGCCACAUACACUAACACAGGCGGCUAUAGCAUCCGAAGAGGAUGGAUGAAAUGAGUGAUCGACAAAGGAGUCUACUCUCAAAGGCUCAAAUACAAGAUUUCCCUUCAGUAUAUAUUCUGUUAUCGAUUCAAGGUCACAAAGAAAUCUCUUGGUAUCUAUUAUUACCAACCUCAUCAUCAUAUAUCCGUAUUCCAUAUUUCACGACGUUCACUCCAUAAAAUAUGUCUGAGGCUGGCCAAGGUAUUUCGUCUAGGGGUCUUGCGGCCGUUAUCUGGACACUAGCCGGCGUAUCGACUGUGUUGCUCGCCGGCCGCUUAUUCAUCCGAAGCAUUUUACUGAAAAGUUUCCACUUGGAUGACAUUUUCGGGGUCAUAUCUUGGCUACUGAUGAUUAUUGGUAUGAGUAUUGCGACAUUUGAGCUCCCACUGAAUUAUCAAUAUUCUUCAAUUUUGAUAGGCGAGUCUCCAGCACCCCCUGAGUCCGAACUCGCAAACAUGGCCAUCAGGCUACGCAAGUGGGAUAUAGGCAACGAGACGUGCUUCUGGACAUCGCUUUUUUGUGUUAAGCUUUCCUUCAUGUUUCUCUAUAAAAUUGUUUUUUGUCCCCACAGCAAGUACAAACGUGUCUGGUUAUGGGGUUUAAUUUACAUCGUGCUUUGUUAUGGCACUGUCCUUAUCGGUGUAUACGGUCAGUGUGGUGACGCAAUGAAUUUAUUCUCUUACGAGCAGUGUAGAACGCCCUACGUUGCAUUGCUCAACUCCAGGAUAGUCUGGAUUGAUUUCUUCUUCAAUGUUACAUCUGAUAUUGUUGUAAUUGCUCUUCCGAUGCCUGUGAUUUGGCACUUGAAUAUGGGCACGAAGCAGAAGCUAGCCGUCUCUGCAAUUUGUAGCCUGGCAAUGAUUACAAUUGCAUUUGAGACACUGCGAACCGUAAAACUACACCAAUUGGACAAUCACCUCACCAUCUUCUACAGCUAUCUCGAACUGCUGGUGUCUGUGCUUAUCAGUCAGUUACCGUCAUACCGCUUCUUAGUUUCUCCUUCAGACAAGGACCGCGAACACCGCCGCCUAUUUUGGAGUCAUGUUACUAUGAGGGGUUACAACUCUGACUCCUUGGAAUACUCUAUGCAAGACUUGGACCGAACACCACGUGCGACCGAAUCGCGGGGGACUACCUACAGUACUACUAGAGGUCUAGAGGUGCCACCUAUAGUAUAAAUUAAUGCUAGAUAAUAAUUCCUAAUGGCACUAUUUACAUAGUAUACAUGAUGUUAGAACAGCAAGAAAGUUGACGUGGUAUAAUUCGCGUUUUUGCAG